Messenger RNA from Salvelinus fontinalis (brook trout), 4392 nucleotides. Its product is annotated as cyclin-dependent kinase 15-like. The transcript has 13 exons. Gene Ontology annotation, biological process: protein phosphorylation. NCBI's taxonomy places the organism in Eukaryota, Metazoa, Chordata, Actinopteri, Salmoniformes, Salmonidae. Gene Ontology annotation, molecular function: ATP binding; cyclin binding; cyclin-dependent protein serine/threonine kinase activity. Bases 2427 to 3512 code for a protein of 361 amino acids. The record is from RefSeq and is a predicted model, not a curated record. Gene Ontology annotation, cellular component: cytoplasm; nucleus; cytosol.
UGUUAUACACUCAGGGUAGUUAUAGUGCUGUUAUACACUCAGGGUAGUUAUAGUGCUGUUAUACAGUCAGGGUAGAUAUAGUGCUGUUAUACAGUCAGGGUAGUUAUAGUGCUGUUAUACAGUCAGGGUAGAUAUAGUGCUGUUAUACAGUCAGGGUAGUUAUAGUGCUGUUAUACAGUCAGGGUAGUUAUAGUGCUGUUAUACAGUCAGGGUAGAUAUAGUGCUGUUAUACAGUCAGGGUAGUUAUAGUGCUGUUAUACAGUCAGGGUAGAUAUAGUGCUGUUAUACAGUCAGGGUAGUUAUAGUGCUGUUAUACAGUCAGGGUAGUUAUAGUGCUGUUAUACACUCAGGGUAGUUAUAGUGCUGUUAUACACUCAGGGUAGAUAUAGUGCUGUUAUACAGUCAGGGUAGUUAUAGUGCUGUUAUACACUCAGGGUAGUUGUAAUGUUAUAGAGCUGGGGAAGCAGGAUGCUGGUGGUUCUGUAGACAGAGAUGAAUAAUGCAUCACUCUCACAGCUGCAGUGUAAACAAAAUAAAGUAAGUGCUCUGUAGUCCUCUAAAAGACUCAGGGCAAAUCUGUUAGGGGUCACUGCCAAUUCAAAUGCAAUGGCACGUCCACUAACCAGUUUCCGCCACAUUGGUUGUGUGUUGUUCGAAUCAGAACUGUGCUAAGUGAUUUUGUUAUCGUACACAGGCAGGACAGCUGAUGUUCCUCCUCUCUAUUGUCCUGUCAGUUUGAACAAGGAAACGGUUGUUUUCUGUGAUCUGAAGAGACUCGGAUGAGCUUUGCAAAUUUCUAUCAGAGAGAGAGAGAGAUCUGGUAUCAGGAUGAUGUACUGCUCAGCUGCUUGGCCUGGGAGCAUAACUCACAGGAUGUUCAAACGAGCGCCUAUCUCUACGCUAUUCAGAGAGGCUGAUAGUAUGUCUGUACACUAGGCUGCUCGUACACCGCUUCUACACAUGAUUGCAUGUUUACUCACGUCUUGAAUCAUUACCUACUUGUGCUAUUUUCCAUGUAUCCCACACAACACAGUAUGAUAGUAUGCCAGAGGUACGAUUAUAGAGGACAGGACUGGCUACGAGGGGGACACACCACAGGGUAUUUCAAUUCCAAUAGAGCUCAGAGGAAAUAGUAUAAGAGCAUCAAUGACACAUCGACUCCCACCCCCAAAAUGCCUCAACCUCAAUUCAUUGAGGAGUGGGUACUUGAAGAAUCCAAUCUGUGUGUAUGUGUGCUUUUUCAGCUUCGCUCGCUCUCUCUGACACAUCUCAUCCCCUCCUCAAUACCCCCACUCCCCCCUGGGUGAGUUGGACAAUAGACAAAGUUGCACUUUUUUUGACACCCCUCAAGCUGUACCUGUGUGGUGCCCAUCUGUGAGAUGUCUUUCUGUCUGUGACUGUCUGGUAGACCUGGCUGGAAGGCUACAGCGGCUCGUUCCGGUCAACAUAUGCCUGCCUGGCUCUGAGCCCCCCAGGCUGCUCCCAGUGGGUAGUGGAUUAACAAGCUGCCUGGAAGCUGCCUGCCUUCCUGUGACAAGUGUCCACCUCCAACAGCUACGGCCCACUCUGCUCUGCUCUGUUCUGCCUCAGGAAUACGGAUGAGGGCUAUCUGUAUGUACGGGUCUGUAUGAGGGCGAGAUGGAGGGAUAGGAAUGGAGGGAGUGUAGGUGGUGAAUGGUGGGCUCGGCUCGGCGUGUGAUGGAGCAUGAGUGACUGUCUCUCUGUGCCUCCAUCUCUCUUCCAUAAAUAACCCUGACUGCAUUGACGUGCUGUACCAAGGCAGAGCUAGUGGCUAUAAUAUAAUAAUAUCCUAACCUACUUUUUCCCCUUUUUCUCCCCAAUUGGUAGUUACAGUCUUGUCCCAACGCUGCAACUCCCGUUCGGACUCGGGUCAGGUGAAGGUCGAGAGCCAUGCGUCUUCCGAAACACGAACCUGCCAAGCCGCACUGCUUCUUGACACACUGCUCGCUUAACCCAGAAGCCAGCCGCACCAAUGUGUCGGAGGAAACGCCAAACUGGCAACCGUGGUCAGUGUGCAGGCGCCCGGCCCGCCACAAGGAGUCGCUAAAGCGCGAUGGGACAAGGACAUCCCGGCCGGCCAAACCUUCCCCUUACCUGAACCACGCUGGGACAAUUGUGUGCUGCCUCAUGGAUCUCCCGGUCACGGCCGGCUGUGACACAGCCCGGGAUCAAACCCGGGUCUGUAGUGACUAAUCAAGAACUGCGAUGCAGUACCUUAGACCGCUGCACCACUCGGGAGGCCUCCGUUCUAGGGAUUCUAUUUCUAUGGUCUGAAGCAAAGACAGCUGGGAUAUGAGGAGUUGGAUGAGACAGACCCAUCCUACUCCAAGCCCCAGCCUCACUGGUUCCACACGCUGCAGGUCCGCAGGCUGACGGUCCAGAGAGGACGCAGCAACAGUGACCCUAUGGGAGCAAAGAGUUUCGAUCAGGACUUCCAAUGGAAAACAGGCCUAGAGUUUGGCACAGCUAACUCCUACCUGAACCUGGAGAAGAUAGGGGAGGGGACAUACGCUACAGUCUACAAGGGAAUCAGCCGGAUAAACGGGCACCUGGUGGCUUUGAAGGUGAUCCGUAUGAAGACUGAAGAAGGCGUGCCAUUCACUGCCAUCCGAGAGGCUUCACUCCUGAAAGGCCUGAAACACGCCAACAUUGUCCUGCUCCAUGACAUCAUCCACACCAAAGAGGCACUCACAUUUGUCUUUGAGUACGUACAAACAGACUUGGCUGAGUAUAUGAAGCAGCACCCAGGGGGCCUGCAUUCCUACAAUGUCAGGAUCUUCAUGUUCCAGCUGCUGCGGGGUCUGUCCUACAUCCACGGUCGGAGGAUCCUGCAUCGGGACCUCAAACCCCAGAACCUGCUCAUCAGCUACCUGGGGGAGCUCAAACUGGCCAACUUCGGGCUGGCCCGGUCCAAGUCCAUCCCGUGCCAGACCUAUUCGUCUGAGGUGGUGACUCUGUGGUAUCGACCUCCUGAUGUCCUCCUGGGUUCCAGUGAUUACUCCACUGCUCUGGACAUCUGGGGAGCUGGUUGCAUCUUCAUUGAGAUGCUUCAGGGGACGCCAGCCUUUCCAGGGGUGGCAGACGUCUUUGAGCAGCUGCAGAAAAUAUGGGCUGUCGUAGGGGUCCCGACUGAGGAGUCGUGGCCAGGAGUGAACGAGCUGCCCAACUUCAGACCAGAAUGGUUUCAACCAUGUGAGCCCCAGCAAUUCAGGAAUGUUUGGAAAAGACUGUCCAAGUUGCCCUACAAGACAGAGGACCUGGCCCAGCAGAUUCUGAUCACCAUCCCACGAGACCGCAUCUCGGCCCAGGAUGCACUGCAGCACCCCUAUUUCAACACGCUACCGCCCCCCAUCAUGCAGCUACGAGACAGUGAGUCUGUAUCAGUCUUCAAGGUCCCCGGAGUGAAGCUGGAGACAGAGGUGAAGGAUAUCUUCAGUCCCAGUCGAAGGAUCAGACCGUCCCAGCUGGUGCCCUUGGCUAAGUGCUGGUGAUAAUGGACCUCUAACCCCCUAACCCCAGGCCCCUAGCCCUGCCUGCAGGCUAGACCACCAUCUGAUCAAGAUGGAGAGGCAUGAGGCUUCACACACACACACACAACACUUACCUACACCACCAGCGUCCUCCACCAACCUCUGCUCCUGACUCCACCCAGCAUUCCUCAGUCAGAGUUCCCAUGUUGUAAGAAGACAGGAGAGAAGAGGGAGGGGUUGAAUGGUACCUGGUAUAUCACAUAUUAGAUGACGUCAGAAGUACUGUAUGUACUGUAUAUACUCUCUAUCUGAGACCCGACGUCUGUUGUUGGUGGCAACGGAAAGCUACGCAACGUCUAAGAGAAAUGUCAGGAAGCUCAGAACUCCUUAACAUCUUCCUCCUGCUAAACCACCUCCUCCUGCUUCCUCUCUCCUCCCUCUCCUUCUCAGAGCGUCUCCCUGGACUCACAAUGCUCUCUCUGCCUCCUCCUAAAUGUACACUGAGAUUCAAUGAUGACGAUGGGUUUGUUUUGCAGAUGAGUGUUUUAUUUUGUACUGCCAAAACAUGCAUAUAUUAUAUACCUCUUAUAUUAAUCAGGUCCUUGUGAACCAUGAUUGUUCUUUUGCACAUCAUGCAGGUGGGUAUCCCUGCAACAGAAUGACUGUGACGCUUGUGUGUACACUGUUGCGUUGCGUGUACACUGUAAUUCAUGUUGUAUUGUACCGUGAAACUUCCUCCUUAACACCCCAUAUAGCGUAUUUUUCGGCAAUCUUGUGAUGUCCACUCUUAAAUUGUCCUACACUUGGGUGCAGCUUGCCUUUAAAAUGUGUGUGUGUGUGUUUUUCGGGAGAAUGAGUGAAGGAGUGUGUGAGUCAAUAAAUGUUGCAGUAUUGUGUGUUA